Molecule: messenger RNA, 3495 nt
Organism: Anolis carolinensis (green anole)
Lineage: Eukaryota; Metazoa; Chordata; Lepidosauria; Squamata; Anolidae
Product: N-acetyllactosaminide beta-1,3-N-acetylglucosaminyltransferase 3-like
Exons: 2
Coding region: 170-1462 (430 amino acids)
Cellular component (GO): Golgi membrane
Molecular function (GO): UDP-glycosyltransferase activity; hexosyltransferase activity
Source: RefSeq, a predicted model, not a curated record
GAUAUAAAUAGUAAAUAAAUAUAUGUGUGUGUAUUUAUACAUAUACACAUACAUAUGUGCACACGUAAUAAACAUUUUAAAAAACACCGAAAUACAAGAAGCAUUGUAAACGUAGCUGCCCCACUUUUUCCAAUUUGGUCCGACCCCUCCCAAAAAUAUUUCAGUGCCUAUGUGGUUCUUUGCCUUGGGGGAAAGAGGGCGGGAAGAGGCACCUGUGGCUGUCAAUCACCCGCUCUUCUCCAAUCCUGGCCCUGCCUUAGUCCCGCCCCCAGCUGCUCAGGUGAGAUUGCCCUCAGGUGCGCUGCCAGGAGCCCAGUCCGAGCAACAGACGCCCAGGGUCAGGAUGGUCCGGGGCUGGCCCUACAAGCUGGAGGCCAUCGCCCUGACCUUGGUGGGCUUCACCGGCUUCUUCUUCCUCCUCCAAAGCGGUCAAGGCCCGUCCGUCCCGAAGGAGGUGACCAUAGAGACCUGGACGCUGGGCCCCGAAACCACGACGCGAGCCCCUCGACCCGCUUGCCGUGCCAACACCUCGGCGGCCAACGUCCCCGGCUUUGCCGACCUUCCGGCCCACAUCCAGGACUUCCUCCGCUACAAACACUGCCGGGAUUUCCCCCUUUUGCUGGACGCGCCCCACAAGUGUGUCCGGACGGAGGUCUUCCUCCUGCUGGCCAUCAAAUCCUCGCCGGGGAACUACGAGCGCCGGGCCGCCAUCCGGCAGACGUGGGGCCAGGAGCGGACCUUCGAAGGGGCCCCCAUCCGGAGGGUCUUCCUCUUUGGGGUGGCCCCCGACCCCCGCGAGUCGGGGAAGCUCAACCGCCUGCUGGCGAUGGAGGCCUCGGACUUUGGGGACGUCCUGCAGUGGGGCUUCUGGGACACCUUCUUCAACCUGACCCUCAAGCAGACCCUCUUCCACGGCUGGCUGGCGGAGCGUUGUCCGGCGGCCAAGUUCGUCUUCAACGGCGACGACGACGUCUUCGCCAACACGGACAACAUGGUGCGCUACCUCUCGGGGGUCCCUCCGGGCCACCUCUUCACGGGGCACCUCAUCGCCCGCGUGGGCCCCAUCCGGGAGAAGUGGAGCAAGUACUACAUCCCGGAGCAGGUUACCACCGCCAAGGAUUAUCCUCCCUACUGUGGCGGAGGGGGGCUCCUGAUGUCCGGGCACACGGCCCACGCGAUCCACGAGGCCUCACGGGCCCUGGAUCUCUUCCCCAUCGACGACGUCUUCCUCGGGAUGUGCCUCCAACGGGCCGGCCUGGCACCCGCCUCACACUUGGCCAUGCGGACCGUGGGACUGAGGGUCCCCUCCUCCAACCCCUCUCCUUCCUUUGACCCAUGCCACUACCGGGAGCUGCUCCUGAGCCACCGCUUCCGGCCCUACGAGAUGCAGCUCAUGUGGAGGGAGCUCCACUCGAAAAGACUCCGGUGUGGGAAGAAGGUGGCCGUCUACCCCAAAAUCUGAGGGAGGAAAGAAGGAAAGAUUUCACAACCUCCCAAAGAGAAUCUCGACUCCCAUCUCCUUCUAAGGAAGCCCAGGAUCCACUAAAAUGGGGGGGGGGGAGGGUAUUGGAAAUAACUGCAUCCAGUCUCUGGGUACAUGCAUCCACCUCCACUGAGGUGUAAAGCAGACAGAAUACAAAAAGGAGUCUUGUGCCUGAACAUGUUCAGUCCAAUCACAUUAUGACUCUUCCCACACUGAAGAGGUAAAUUAAACUGACAAAUCAACAUACAGGUUAUCUGAAGUCCUAACAGUAACAUGCAUCCACCUCCUCUGAGGUGUAAAGCAGACAGAAUACAAAAAGGAGUUUUGCGCCUGAGCAUGCUCAGUCCAAUCACAUUAUGACUCUUCCCACACUGAAGAGGUAAAUUAAACUGACAAAUCAACAUACAGGUUAUCUGAAAUCCUAACAGUAACAUGCAUCCACCUCCUCUGAGGUGUAAAGCAGACAGAAUACAAAAAGGAGUUUUGCGCCUGAACAUGCUCAGUCCAAUCACAUGUCUAUAACUCCUCCCACACUUAAGAGGUAAAUUAAACUGACAAAUCAACAUACAGGUUAUCUGAAGUCCUAACAGUAACAUGCAUCCACCUCCACUGAGGUGUAAAGCAGACAGAAUACAAAAGGGAGUCUUGUGCCUGAACAUGCUCAGUCCAAUCACAUUAUAACUCCUCCCACACUGAAGAAGUAAAUUAAACUGGCAAAUCAACAUACAGGUUAGCAAAUACAGGUUAUCUGAAGUCCUAACAGUAACAUGCAUCCACCUCCACUGAGGUGUAAAGCAGACAGAAUACAAAAGGGAGUCUUGUGCCUGAACAUGCUCAGUCCAAUCACAUUAUAACUCCUCCCACACUGAAGAGGUAAAUUAAACUGGCAAAUCAACAUACAGGUUACCAAAUACAGGUUAUCUGAAGUCCUAACAUGCAUCCAACUCCACUGAGGUGUAAAGCAGACAGAAUAACAAAGGGAGUCUUGUGCCUGAACAUGCUCAGUCCAAUCACAUUAUAACUCCUCCUACUCUGAAGAGGUAAAUUAAACUGGGAAAUCAACAUACAGGUUAGCAAAUACAGGUUAUCUGAAGUCCCAACAGUAACAUGCAUCCACCUCCACUGAGGUGUAAAGCAGAAUACAAAAAGGAGUCUUGCGACUGAACAUGCUCAGUCCAAUCAUAUUAUGACUCCUCCCACACUGAAGAGGUAAAUUAAACUGACAAAUCAACAUACAGGUUAUCUGAAGUCCUAACAGUAACAUGCAUCCACCUCCACUGAGGUGUAAAGCAGACAGAAUACAAAAAGGAGUCUUGCGCCUGAACAUGCUCAGUCCAAUCACAUGUCUAUAACUCCUCCCACACUGAAGAGGUAAAUUAAACUGACAAAUCAACAUACAGGUUAUCUGAAGUCCCAACAGUAACAUGCAUCCACCUCCACUGAGGUGUAAAGCAGACAGAAUACAAAAGGGAGUCUUGCGCCUGAACAUGCUCAGUCCAAUCAUAUUAUGACUCCUCCCACACUGCAGAGGUAAAUUAAACUGGCAAAUCAACAUACAGGUUACCAAAUACAGGUUAUCUGAAGUCCACUGAGGUGUAAAGCAGACAGAAUUCAAAAGGGAGUCAUGUGCCUGAACAUGCUCAGUCCAUGGGAGUUGGAGUCCAAUACACCUGGAGGGCCGAAGUUUGCCCGUGCCUGAGAUAUAUACACAAAGAGAGAGAUCAGGGAUAUCUAUAUAUCUACAUAUAAAUUAAAAUACAUAUAAAGAAUAAUAUACAUUUAAUUAUGUGCUCAUACGAUUGUCAUGGCUUGGUCUGGGGUGCCCUCUUGUGGCUUCUAUCCCAAAGUCUAGUCGGGGAGAAAUAUCAAGGGUAUAUAUGUAUACGUAAAUAUAUAUGUGUGUAUGAACAUCUAUAAACCUUUCUUGAAGGCCUUCCCAAAGGACUCGUCACAUUUUCCCAUUGGGUUGGAGGAGAAAAAUGUCAAUAAAAUAAAAUAUUUUUAAUGCUCUC